GGGCUGCCAUGUUUGUUGAGGGAAGCGCGUCCGCUGGAAAGCGACGGCUCCGGGGCUGGCCCAGGCGCUCGCCGCCGGAAGCACACCCUGAGCUAUGGCGGCGUCGGCGCCGACCCUGUUGGCGCCCGGUUAUCCAGCCGAGGGUCGAUGCAGUUACUACGUGGAGAAGAAGAAGCGCUUCUGCAGGAUGGUGGCGGCGGCCGGAAAGAGGUUCUGUGGCGAGCACGCCGGAGCCGCGGAGGAAGAAAAUGCUCGGAAAAGAAUCUUGUGUCCUUUAGAUCCCAAACACACAGUAUAUGAAGAUCAACUAGCAAAGCAUCUGAAAAAAUGUAACUCAAGAGAGAAGCCAAAACCUGAUUUCUUUAUUCAGGAUAUUAAUGCAGGCUUAAAAGAUGAAACAGAAAUACCUGAGCAGCUAGUUCCAAUUUCUUCUCUAUCUGAAGAGCAGUUGGAAAAUUUAAUUAAGAAAUUGAGAAAAGCAAGUAAAGGUUUGAAUUCUACACUUACAGAUCACAUUAUGUCCCAUCCAGUGUUGCAUGAUGCCCUUAAUGACCCUAAAAAUGGUGAUUCUGCAAUCAAGCACCUGAAGCAGCAAGCUUCUAUUUUAGGUAACAUUGAAAAAUUAAAGUUACUUGGCCCAAGAAGAUGCUUUGUUGAGUUUGGAGCAGGAAAGGGAAAAUUAUCUCACUGGGUUGAUAUUGCUUUAAAAGAUGCUGAAAAAGUUCACUUCAUCCUAGUGGAAAAAGUGACCACAAGGUUUAAGGUAGAUGGCAAACACAGAAAGAAAAAUUCAGUGUUUGAAAGACUUCAAAUUGAUAUUCAACACUUGUGUUUGAACAAGAUUCCUGUGCUAAGAGAAGGGAAAAUGCCUGUGGUAGGAAUUGGGAAACAUCUGUGUGGUGUGGCAACAGAUCUUGCAUUACGAUGUUUGGUUGAAACCUAUGCUGCCAGUUAUGAGGAAAGGAAUGAAGAACCUUUAGCCAAACGCAUAAAGAAUGAUAAAACAGAAAAAGGAAUUAACACUUUGACCAAGGAAAGAAGUGAAAAAAAUGUCCCAGACAAGUGGACUCCUGUGGCUGGCAUUGUUAUUGCCCUCUGUUGUCACCACAGGUGUGAUUGGAGACAUUAUGUGGGCAAAGAAUAUUUCAGGGCGCUAGGCCUUGGAGCAGUGGAAUUCCACUAUUUCCAGCGAAUGAGCAGUUGGGCCACUUGUGGGAUGCAGGAAGCAUUGUUGGAAUCUUCAGAUGUGACUGCAGAGAGAAAGAGCGACCAGAACGAUGACCGUGAAGAGCAUGAGGGUGGAGCACGCAGGACCGCAGAAGAGAGCGCCGACAGCCCCCCUGGGCUUCUUACUGUUGAAGAAAAGAAGAAAAUAGGACAUCUUUGCAAACUGCUGAUCGAUCAAGGCCGAGCCCAAUACUUAGAGCAGAAGGGAUUUCAUCCUGCUUUACAGUACUACACAGACCCUUGGGUGUCUUUAGAAAAUGUGUUGCUAACAGCUCUACCAAUUCAUUCUUUAUCACCAGAAACAACUGCUUAAUGGAAAAGAAAUUUGGGUAUCAACUGUCUUCCACCAAAAAUACCUUUUAAAUUAUAUUUUUAUAUUCACAAAAAUAUAAUUUGAAUAGAUGAUCUUUAAAAAUACUGUGGCCUAAUUUAUCUGUAGCAGUAGCUUUGCUUUUUACUUGAGAAAUCCAAACAAAGUAGUCACCAAAUUCUGAAAAUAAUCUUCUUCAGCAGGGCAUUUUGAAUUAUAUUAUCCAUCAGUAUUAAUGAAGGUUGGUGAAGUAGCUGAACACUUGACCCAGUCAUCUGAAACACAUAGUACAUCAUGUAAUUAAGAUUAAUUUCUAUUUAUAUUAAUUGGGGAAAUUUAUUUCCUUUGGUUUUAUUUAAUUUUUUUUUUUGUAUCUCAAAUUCAAGAUACAAAUAAUCGGUUGUCAAUUUGUAACAAGGGUCAGUCUUAGAACUUAGCCUAUGUAUGGAUUUUAUUAUUCUGUACAGAUCUGGAUCCAGGAAUGGUGACACAUACCUGUUUUCCCAGGACCUGAGCAGAUGGAUCAUGAUUUCAAAGCCAGGCUAGGUUACGUAGCAAGACCCUGUCUCACAAAACCACCAGUAAACAACCAACCAAUCAAACAAGUAGAAACCCACAGAUCUGGAAAGGCUAUUCACAAUCAGUAAUGGAAUCCUCUGGCAGCUUCCUCACAUGUAUUUGUAUACUACCAGAAUUUGUUCAUGACAAACAACAAAACUGAAGAGAUGUUUUCCACUGAACAAAAAAUCACUUCAGUUUUUGUUGAAUUAUUAUAGUACUUUAAAGUUAUAUUUAUAAAUACAAAUCACAAAGUAAAUUUGAAAUUUGCAAAUAGCUUCUAAGUUAAAUACACACACAUAUAAUAAAGCUAUUUCUUACAUAUGUAAUACAAACAUUAAGUAUGUUCUCUCCUGUUUGGGAAAAUAAGUUGAAAUAAGGUGGAAAUUUAAAAAAUUAAACCAAAAACCUCAACACAUUUAUGCCUUAUUUAACUGAUGAAUGGUUUCUAUGCACAAGCAAACAUUAAACCAAGCAUACAGUAGAACUGUUACUCUCUUUCACAUCUUAUCCUUGAUUUGUUUUUGUAUUUAUUUGUAAAAAUUGUCUUAAUUGUCAAAACAUAUGCCAAGACAAAGAUCCAGAAUUAUUGAUUUCAAUUAUGAUAUUUCUAAGGUAACUAUUUUUAUUCUGUAUGUCUAUUGUUAAAUGAAUUAUAAAUAAGACUAGCCCAUUUUUAAUUUCUGACUUUUCUAAUUUAAUCUUACAUGUUUUGUCAGUCUGCCUAAGUUCAGAUCCCAAUCCUCUUGCCCCUUAAUAGGUGACCAUGGGCAAACUACUUAUCUCUUUGUGCCUCAGUUUUGUCCUCUUAAAAUGGGGAUCAUGAUGUGGUGACAAUAAAACCUACCUCACAAGGUUAUUGUGUGCAUCACACGAGGUGACAUAAGCGAAAUGCUUAGCAUCACAGCAAGCCCAGAGUAAGUAAUAAAUACUAACUAGAAGUAGUAAUUCAUGAAUCUGAUUUUAAUAACAUAAUAGGCAGGCUUUUGUCUUGUUAUCUCUUUAAGUUGUUAACUUUUUCCUCAUGUUAAUAGUCAUAUCAAGUAUUAAAACAAGGUAAUUUGAUUAUUUUUAAGUUACCCAUGUUCCUUAAUCUAGAGAACAUUAAGUGAAGAUGGUACAUCAUUCAAUAAUUAACCUUAUUUUUGUCAGAAAUGUUCAUUUGUGAGAUAAAAUUUAUUUUGUAUCAUUCUACAGUUUAUGCCCA
Molecule: messenger RNA, 3302 nt
Organism: Octodon degus (degu)
Lineage: Eukaryota; Metazoa; Chordata; Mammalia; Rodentia; Octodontidae
Gene: Trmt13
Product: tRNA methyltransferase 13 homolog
Exons: 11
Coding region: 95-1540 (481 amino acids)
Biological process (GO): tRNA methylation
Source: RefSeq, a predicted model, not a curated record